AUGCCCGUCCAGGACACCAUAUCGACCCUGGUCGAAUGGGCCAGCUCACACGGGGCCACGCUGCAUCCAUCAAUCGAGGUCUAUCAAGACCCCCAGACCGGCCUCUCGUUCCGCGUCAAGCCAUCCGCCAAGUCGCCCGUGCAACCAUACGAACCCAUCGUGCAACUGCCCACCUCCCUCACCCUCUCCUACUUCAACGCCGUGUCGGAGCAGGGCACCGCCAGCCCGGAUGCCUUCCGCGGGGAGUUUCUCGCCAGGGCGGCGCCCCAUGUCGUCGGGCGCCUAUUUCUGAUCAAGGAGUACCUCAAGCGCGACAAGUCGUUCUGGUGGCCCUACAUCCGGGCCCUUCCGCAGCCCGGACAGGGAAACAAGUCGCAGUGGGCGCUGGCGCCCUUCUGGGACGCCGACGAGGCCGAGCUGCUCGAGGGGACAAACGUCGAAGUCGGCAUCGACAAGAUCAGGAACGACGUCAGGAGGGAUCUGCAGGAGGCGCAGGAGCUGCUGCGCCUGCACGGGGACGCCAGCGGCGCCUUCGGCAGGGCCCUGACGACGGAGCUGUACCAGUGGGCGUACUGCAUCUUCUCGAGCCGCAGCUUCAGGCCGAGCCUGGUGCUGUCGGACGAGCAGCGGCGCUCGCUGCCGCGGGGCGUGACCAUGGACGACUUCUCCGUGCUGCUGCCGCUGUUUGACAUCGGGAACCACGACAUGACGACCGAGAUCCGCUGGGACCUGGACGACGAGCGCCAGACGUGCGAGCUGCGGGUGGGCAGGACGCACAUGCCGGGGCAGCAGGUCUUCAACAACUACAGCAUGAAGACCAACGCCGAGCUGCUGCUGGGCUACGGCUUCAUGCUCCCCGCCACCAAGGAGCUGCACAACGACUACACGCACGUUCGCAAGCGGACGGCCGCCGCGCCCCGGGCGUCGGAGGAGUAUCUCAUCUCGCUGCGGCCGCUGUCGCACCCGAGCUCCGUGCUGGCCCGCGCCAAGCAGUCGCUCACCUUGGACCCGGCCACCGCGGUGCUCGGGUCGUUCAGGCACGUCCAGCCCGAGAUGGUGUGGGACAUCUUUUGCACGCUCACCACGCCCGAGCAGCGGGCGGUGCUGAUCCCCGUGCCCGAGGGGAAACCCAAGGACACGUACCAGAGAGACCGCUUCUUUUCCGGCAAGGUGGAGGGCGAGGCGAGGAUGUAUCUGCAACAGACGGUUGCUAUUAUCCAGCACAAAGUGCUACAGGAGCUGGAGAGGCUAAACGAGACGGAUGUGGAGGCCGUGGGCGGCCAAGAGGCCGACUUGAACCGCAAUCAGAGGCUGGCCCUUGAUUACAGAGAGAGGUGUAGAAAGGUGCUGGAGGGCGUGUUGGAGUCCAUGAGUGGAGAUGAUAUACUUGACGAUGAAUUUUAA
Molecule: messenger RNA, 1404 nt
Organism: Metarhizium brunneum ARSEF 3297
Lineage: Eukaryota; Fungi; Ascomycota; Sordariomycetes; Hypocreales; Clavicipitaceae
Gene: set10
Product: Ribosomal lysine N-methyltransferase set10
Biological process (GO): peptidyl-lysine monomethylation
Molecular function (GO): protein-lysine N-methyltransferase activity
Source: RefSeq, a predicted model, not a curated record